CAUGCGCAUAUUCUAUCAAACGUUAUUCAGCCAUUUCCCUCUCUCUUGAAUUAUUGAUUCAUCAAUGGCGUUCAACAGAAUUAUCUCUCAGCGCCUCCUCACCAUGUCGAGGAUGACGAACACGGCGCUCACCAAUUGCCGCACUUCCUUACCUCGCACCGCCGUUAAAUCGGCUGCUCUGAGUCAUCAGACGUCGCCCGCCCCCGAUCCCGGAGAUGACGGUAUAUUCCGGCGAUAUCUCCACCGCCAAUCGGCGGCGGCGCCGACGACGUCUGCGGCACGGUUCCUCCCGACUGGCGAGAAGCUUCUGGAGAAGCUCCGCGAGAUGGACAUUUCCAGAGAACGGAUCAGGCUCGACGGCCUCCGCCCGCCGCAGGCGACGGAGGAGUCGCGGGAGGAUACUAUGACGGUGAUGGACGCGAGGAAGAUUCUCAGGCUGUCGCAGCUUGAAACGGUGAAGUCGAAAUUGAGGCAGAUGGACAAGGAUUGCGUGUCGCAUCCAGAAUUUCUGGAGAUUUGUGCUAAGGCGUGCUCCAGUCCGGAAUUAGGGCACGAAUUCGCCAAAAUACUCGAUGAAUCUGGGAGCGUGAUUGUCUUCGGAAGCGUCGUGUUCCUCAGGCCUGAGCAGGUGGUGAGAGCAAUCCAAGGACUAAUGCCUCUAGCCCCAAAACCAGACGAUCCAAGAAUGAAGGAGCUGGAAGAACUGGAGAAGCAGAAGGCAGUGAUCGAUAGGAAAGCAGAGUCGUAUGUUUGUAGGGAGCUCUGGGUCGGGUUAGGCUACCUUGUUGUUCAGACAGCGGCCUUCAUGCGCCUAACGUUCUGGGAACUAUCGUGGGAUGUGAUGGAGCCAAUCUGUUUCUAUGUGACAUCGAUGUAUUUCAUGGGAGGGUAUGCCUUCUUCCUGAGAACGUCGAAAGAGCCCUCAUUCGAGGGGUUCUUCCAGAGCAGGUUCGGUGCCAAGCAGAAGCGCCUCUUCAAGUCGCUGAAUUUUGAUGUGGAGAGGUAUGAUGAGCUGAAGAGAGCUUGUCAUCCGCAGUCCACGGAAACGGCUGCAGCCCUUUCCUUUGCGACUCCAACCCAUAGAAAAUGAGAUCAGAUAAAUGAGCAGUAGAAAUCACUGAUUAACAGAAAUCUUCUUCUUUCAAUCACUCUGAACCCGAGUAGGUUGUUUGGGGUGGGUGAUCGCAGUAUGUAUUUUAAUUUAGUUGAUAACGAAUACACUGAUUUUUAUAAAAAUACAAUUUUUAAAAUUA
This is a messenger RNA of Salvia splendens (bonfire salvia), 1253 nucleotides long. Its product is annotated as calcium uniporter protein 2, mitochondrial. The record is from RefSeq and is a predicted model, not a curated record. Gene Ontology annotation, biological process: mitochondrial calcium ion homeostasis; calcium import into the mitochondrion. Gene Ontology annotation, cellular component: uniplex complex. Gene Ontology annotation, molecular function: calcium channel activity; uniporter activity. The transcript has 2 exons. Bases 65 to 1090 code for a protein of 341 amino acids. NCBI's taxonomy places the organism in Eukaryota, Viridiplantae, Streptophyta, Magnoliopsida, Lamiales, Lamiaceae.